This is a messenger RNA of Nerophis lumbriciformis (worm pipefish), 4535 nucleotides long. RefSeq names its product protein phosphatase 1, regulatory (inhibitor) subunit 14Bb (gene ppp1r14bb). Gene Ontology annotation, molecular function: protein serine/threonine phosphatase inhibitor activity. Lineage: Eukaryota; Metazoa; Chordata; Actinopteri; Syngnathiformes; Syngnathidae. Gene Ontology annotation, biological process: innate immune response; regulation of phosphorylation. Gene Ontology annotation, cellular component: cytoplasm. The record is from RefSeq and is a predicted model, not a curated record.
UCUCUCUCGCACACACGCUUGAAGAGAAAGAGAGGAGAGGACAUUCUCUUUGUACUGAAUAAAGAAGAGUUGACCGCCGUCCUUUUUUUUAUGUAAGCAGGGUUUGCAUGCUGUAAAUAGCCCAUUAAGCCGCGGUGACUCUCUUUACCCGGAACUGUCCGAGUGGGGGCGAGCUGCUCGGACAACAAAAGCGGCUCUUCUUCCUCAACCAGGGAUUUUUUGUUAUUUAUUUUUGCCUUUUCUUUCCCCAAAUUUCCUCCAUCGCUGCCAGGCGAAAAACAAUCGAGCAUCGCUUCCCCGACCCACCACCCCCAUCUCCGGAUCUACUCGCCCGCCGCCGAACCGAGCGAGCAUGGCGGCCGUCACAAGCCCGGAGACAAGCCCUCAGCCCCGGGUGUAUUUCCAGACGCCGGCCGGCACCACGGAGGAGCCCGAGACCCCGGUCCGCAAGCAGGGACGCGUCACCGUCAAGUACGACCGCAAGGAGCUGAGGAAGCGACUCAACCUGGAGGAGUGGAUCAUCGACCAGCUGACGGACCUCUACGACUGCGAGGAGGAGGCCAUCCCGGAGCUGGAGAUAGACGUGGAUGAACUGCUGGACAUGCCCAGUGACGUGGAGCGGGCUGCCAGGGUCAAGGACUUGCUGGUGGACUGUUUUAAACCCACUGAGGACUUCGUCUCCGAGCUCCUGGACAAGAUCCGAGGGAUGCAGAAGCUCUCCACGCCUCAGAAGAAAUGAUGACGCGCCGCCCUCCUUUCUCGCCCGCCUCCCUUCAUCCUCGUCUUCCUCUUUACCUCACCCCUCUUCUGUUAACUUCCUUCUAACAUCAUUGGACCUUCUCACUAAAUCUUUAAUCUGUCCACGGGAAACUAGGGUGAGGACCAAGCCUCUUGAAGCACCCGUCGGGGGUUUGAUAUUUACUGUAGACCACCUUGUUGUCCCCCCAAUGUAGACUUGAAGGUUCUCUCUGACCACCAACAACAACACACGGUGUGUUUUUAGACCGGCGUCCACUGAGGAAAAUGGGAUUUGUUUGUGGGGAAAGAUUUUUUUCCUCUCCGAUAAUGUGCACUGUGGUCCAUAAUGAAGGCCCGCACGUGUUCUGGGGGGCGGGCGAGUCGGGGAAGUGUUUUCUGCUGUUCCGUACGAGAAAGUAGUUUUUUUUAGUAAAGGACUGGUUCCUGUUUUUCAAAGUCACUCGCUCUGAAAGUCCUACAACGAAGCUGCCUUGUUGUUUUUAUGACGAUGAUUAUUUCCACUCUUCAACCCCUUUCCCAUGCUGCUAACUCUCCUCCCUUUUCUGACCAUUUUUCAACCCACUUCAUUCUUCCGCGCUCUGCUCAUUGUGGUCACAUGAGCGGAGGAAAAUGUCGCCCGGGUUCCACGUGGAGACUUUUCCCACGUCAUCAGUGGGCGGGACAAAGGGAGGGCGCUGUUUCGCGUGAAAUGUGUUCCACCCUCUUUUUGUUCACCUCACAUGGGGGCGGAACCACACGAGUGUGUUUCCCACACAGCUGUGCGUGUGUACGUAUAGCUGCGGCUGUCAAUCACGUCCGAGCCGUCUGUUUCAAACCUCCAGCCAGCCAAUCAGGUCGGACACUUGACAGGCGGCCAAUAGGAGAAGCACAAACGUUUGCUGCGAUUCCUGUGGUCUGUCACACACACGCACACACACACACACACACACACACACACACACACACACACACACACACACACGCACAUUCUUGUAUUUGUUACCUUCUUGAGACCUCCGAAAAAUGCCUACCUCUUUAGGACCGCCCUUUCUAGAUAUAUAAAGAUUUGUAUUUACAACAUUAAUAAUAUACACAUACUAUGCAAAUAUAAAAAAGCUUGUUGUGAAAAAUUAGUUGGAAUUUCACAAGAAAAACUUUGAAUUAUGGCAGUGUUAUAAUAAAAGUCGUAAUUUUACUCUACGCAAGUCAAAAUUUCACAAGAAAAACCGAACAUUUGUGCAGUAUUGUGAUAUAAGUUGGAAUUUUACUCGAUAACAGUCGCAAUUUUGCAAGAAAGGCUUACAUUUUUGGCAAUUUUAUGAAAAGAGUCAUAAUUUUACUCAAUAACAGUCGCAAUGUUGCAAGAAAAGCUUAACAUUUUGGCAAUUUUAUGAAGAGUCGUAAUUUUACUGGACAAAAGUCACAGUUUUAUAAGAAAACGUUAAAAUGUUGGCAAUAUUAUUAGAGAUGUCCGAUGUUAUCGGCCGAGAAAUGCGUUAAAAUGUAAUAUCGGAAAUUAUCGGUAUCGGGUUUUUUAUUAUCGGAAUUGGUAUCGGUUUUCUUUUUUUCUUUUUUUUUUUAAAUCAACAUAAAAAACACAAGAUACACUUACAAAUAGUGCACCAACCCAAAGAACCUCCCUCCCCCAUUUACACUCAUUCACACAAAAGGGCUGUUUCUUUCUAUUAUUAAUAUUCUGGUUCCUACAUUAUAUAUCAAUAUAUAUCAAUACAGUCUGCAAGGGAUACAGUCCGUAAGCACACAUGAUUGUGCGUGCUGCUGGUCCACUAAUAGUACUAACCUUUAACAGUUAAUUGUACUCAUUUUCAUUAAUUACUCGUUUCUAUGUAACUGUUUGUAUAUUGUUUUACUUUCUUUUUUAUUCAAGAAAAUGUUUUUAAUUUAUUUAUCUUAUUUUAUUAUUUAAAAAAAAAAAAAAAACUUAUCUUCAUCAUACCUGGUUGUCCAAAUUAGGCAUAAUAAUGUGUUAAUUCCACGACUGCAUAUAUCGGUUGAUAUCGGUAUCGGUAAUUAAAGAGUUGGACAAUAUUGGAAUAUCAGAUAUCGGCAAAAAGCCAUUAUUGGACAUCCCUAAAUAUUAUAAUAAUCAUCGGAAUUUUACUUGGCAAAAUUAUGAAAAAGUCAUCAUUUUACUUAACCUCUUAAGGCCCAAGCUGUUUGUUUACAUGCUUUUUUUUAUUUCUCUUUGCUAUUUGAGCAUAUUGGACCAUAAUUAGAAUAAAAACUAAGAAUCAUCUUUUGAUAUGAUGUACUUAGUCCAUAAGUACCGGUACACAAACGUGUACUUAAUGUUUAGUGACAUGCUAAUUCUUAUUUUUACACUUUUUUUUUCCAAAUUCCAUUGUAUGUUAUACUCUUCUGACACCACCAGAUGGCAGUAUAAGUGUCCACAUAAGCGGCCAUAAGACCCCAAUUCAGCAGUGUACACAAUUUUGGAAAUAAGAGCUAAAAGGUGCUGUCCACGCAUGUGGCCACUAAGGUUAACAGAUGUCACUAUUUUACAAGAACAACAAAAAAAUUGUAUUGGGAUAAAAGUCAGAUUUUUAGAUGACGCAUUUUGCAUUAAAAAGUUAUAAUUUUACAUCAAAAAGUAAUCAUUUUACGAGAAAAUAUUGCAGUAUUACAGAAACAAAAGAAUAUGAGAAAUUGUUCCCAAUUUCAUAAGAAAGAAGUCGACACACUGUGAGAAAAAGGUAAGCUUUUAGUUUUUUGAAUUUUUGGUUUGUAAUUGGUUUUUAAUCCUCAUUAUUUACUUCAAAUUAUUACAGUAUGUCUCUAUAUACAUAUUUUUUUUAUUAUUUUGGCCAAACGGGGCGCAUUUCAAUUUCUUACACACACACUUGUUAUUUCAUAUAUUGACCAGAGGGGGAGCACUUUUAAAACCGACACACAGUCCAAUUGAAAAAUCCCCCCUUUUUGGGACCACCCUAAUUUUGAUAGAUUUCCCCAGCAGGGGUGCAAAUGAGACAUUCUCUAUCAGAUGCAACGGUUUUCCAUAUUGGGACCAUGAUUUAUGUCCUAACUUGUUCACCGGUCCUCAUAUGGAAGGUACUUUUCCUUGUUGAUGUGUCAAGAAGGGUAGAAAUACAAGAACACGCGCACACACACACACACACACACACACACACACACACACACUCCCUAUGUCUUCUCUCUCCUUGUGUUUUUCUUCUUUGUUUUUAAAGAAACAGAUGUUGCCUUAGGUAUUAUUUAUGUUACACAAACCAAAUACACGUGAGACAUUUUUGUUGUGGUUUUUUUUUUUAAGAAAAAAGGUAACAACUGUAAAGUGCGUUACCCAGCAGACCUGUGGCACGUGGAAGAAUUUUUGUUAGUUUUUUUUUUUUUUAGAAGUGAGUGUUUAAUACUUAGGCCUUGAUACAGUGAUCCUGUUUAGAUGACCAUUGUUCUUGACAUUUACCGUUUCAAUACUGGUGUGUGUGUGUGUUUUUAAAGUGAUCAUGAAACUCGUUUAAUGCCAGGCCUUGCAUUUAUUUACACUUACAGGAAACAAAAAUUCAGAGGUCUUUUUUGGGUGCGAUUGUAUUUGCCUUGUCUGCCAUGUUCCCAAACAAGUGCUGUUUGCAGUGCAAUCACAAUCGAAACUGGUGGAUUUUUCUUUCCACAUCCCAUUGGGAGUGAACCUUUCUAGACUGUUAUUAAGAAGUCUUGAGUUUUUUUUAAGGAAAGGAAUGGUCACUGCGACUUUAUAAACACAAGAGCUAAAUCAUGCAGGAUUGAAUCGAACCAAUAAACAAAUGUAGCAAUAUCAACAA